Camarhynchus parvulus is the source of this 426-nucleotide messenger RNA. RefSeq names its product fatty acid binding protein 1 (gene FABP1). Gene Ontology annotation, biological process: fatty acid transport. Gene Ontology annotation, cellular component: nucleus; cytosol. The record is from RefSeq and is a predicted model, not a curated record. The transcript is spliced from 4 exons. Gene Ontology annotation, molecular function: fatty acid binding. Bases 43 to 426 code for a protein of 127 amino acids. Lineage: Eukaryota; Metazoa; Chordata; Aves; Passeriformes; Thraupidae.
GGCACCUUCUCUUGUGUUAGGAGCACAGAGAGCUUUUCCACCAUGAGCUUCACUGGAAAAUACGAGCUCCAGCACCAGGAAAACUUUGAGCCCUUCAUGAGAGCCCUCGGGCUCCCUGAGGAGCAGAUCCAGAAGGGCAAGGACCUCAAGAGCGUCUCAGAAAUUGUGCAGGACGGGAAAAAGUUCACGAUUACCAUAACCACUGGCUCCAAAGUGAUGAAAAACCAGUUCACCAUUGGAGAGGAGAGUGAGAUAGAGAUGCUGAAUGGAGAGAAAGUGAAGGCUGUUGUGCAGAUGGAGGGUAACAACAAACUGGUCACACAGGUGAAAGGGAUGAAAUCCGUCACGGAGCUCAACGGAGACACCAUCACCUACACAAUGACCAUGGGUGACCUCACCUUGAAGAGAGUCAGCAAGAGAAUCUAG